AUGGACACGCUCGUGUCCAAGGCGUCCCUGACGCUGGAGCUGCCCCCGAGCUGCCUGCAAUUCUCUCCCUCCAACUCGGCCUACUUCCUGGUGGGCACGUACAACCUCCAUCAACAAGACGCUGCCGCCGGGGCUCCCCAGGGCCGGGACGGUAGUUUGAUCGUCUUCCGCAUCGACGGCCAUCAGCCCAUCGAGGUUCAGACUGUUCUCCAGCCAUCUGCUCUCUUGGAUCUGCGCUUCCACCCGCGGCAACGCGACCAUCCGGGCAUCCUGGCCGUCGUGUCCAGCACAGGGACGCUGGCCAUCUUCUGUCUGGAUCCCUCUCUUAACUCGACGGCGCCACUGCGCCACCUCGCCACGAGCAGGUGUCGAGAUCUGGCAGAUGACGUCCUGUUCCUGCAAUGCAGCUGGCACCCUGUUCUCAGAGACGUGAUUGCAGUAACAACUUCCAAUGGACUCGCCAGAUUACUCCACUUGGGCCAAGACUGGACGAUCCGGGGAUUCACCGACCUCGACAUUCGGAAUUCGCUAGAGGCUUGGUCCGUUGCUUGGUCGCCUCCGACGACAGCAACCGCAUUGGACGCCGACGGGCAGUCCUUGACGGUCUAUUGCGGUGGAGAUGAUUCCUCGCUGCGAUACACCUCGUCUUCCGCAAGGCUCGAGAUACCCUACGGGCCCGUGACUGUCAAGGGCCAUCACGAUGCCGGAGUCACGGCGAUUCUGCCCCUUUCUCUCCAUGCCGCAGACGGCGGCCGGCUGGUAGUCACAGGCAGUUACGAUGACCAUUUUCGCGUCUUUGCCAUCCACGACCUCGAUCAGUCGCACGGGACAAGGCGGAUGCGCCUCGUGUGCGAAAAGAACCUUGGGGGGGGCGUCUGGCGGCUGGGCCUGGUCGACGCGCGGCUCCGAGGCGACGGUCAAUGGCGAGUCCGGAUCCUGGCCUCUUGCAUGCACGCAGGGGCUAGACUGGUGGAGCUGGCGAGCGAGACAGAUGGCUUGCAUUGGUCCUGCACGAUUGUAGCGCGGUUCGAGGAGCACAAGAGCAUGAACUAUGCCUCGGACUGCGUGGCGGCGGCGGACGGCGAGGCCCUCCGAUGCGUGUCAACGAGCUUCUACGACAAGUUGCUGUGCUUGUGGGAGCAUCGCGGGUGA
This is a messenger RNA of Hirsutella rhossiliensis, 1152 nucleotides long. RefSeq lists its product as uncharacterized. NCBI's taxonomy places the organism in Eukaryota, Fungi, Ascomycota, Sordariomycetes, Hypocreales, Ophiocordycipitaceae. Gene Ontology annotation, molecular function: protein binding. Bases 1 to 1152 code for a protein of 383 amino acids. The transcript has 2 exons. The record is from RefSeq and is a predicted model, not a curated record.